CCAAUAGACAAGUCCACUGGUACUACAAUUGUGUCGUCCACCCCAUCUGUUGAAUCCGGCUUUGAUCCAGCCGAGUUCGGUGCCAGCCUUUGUGAAAUUCAGCGGCUCAAAGAACCAGCCGCUACGUCCUCUCCAUUGCCGAAGUCUGACGAUGAAGCCGCAUCUCCAGGAUCAUGGAGCGCCAAUCUUGAUCUUGUCUAUCCACCGAGGUUCAGUGACGAGAUGGUUGGACCUUCUUGGAUAAACCUGACUCCAUACCCAACACCUUCUUGCACACAUCUUCACAAUGCGAUUGAACCGCAGCAUCUUCCUAAGCCUUUCAAGAAAAUCGCUAGUAUGAUGUGCUCGAAAUGCUUUCUGGAAAUCUCCGCCAAUUUAACAGAGCAGCCUCGUGUUGAGAUCAACGCUAAGCAAGGAGCUCGAGUCGAACUAGCAGGAGAUGUUCUUCUGCAGUUUCAAGGACGUGAAGAGCUUUACAGUUUGAUCAAUGCUACCACGAGACUUCAUGUUACGCUGAAACCGACUAUCAGGCACUCGACAUUUGGCGA
Molecule: messenger RNA, 548 nt
Organism: Ostertagia ostertagi
Lineage: Eukaryota; Metazoa; Nematoda; Chromadorea; Rhabditida; Trichostrongylidae
Source: the annotation of a GenBank genome assembly